This is a messenger RNA of Kockovaella imperatae, 1912 nucleotides long. RefSeq names its product magnesium transporter NIPA-domain-containing protein. Gene Ontology annotation, molecular function: magnesium ion transmembrane transporter activity. The coding region runs from base 285 to 1697 and encodes 470 amino acids. NCBI's taxonomy places the organism in Eukaryota, Fungi, Basidiomycota, Tremellomycetes, Tremellales, Cuniculitremaceae. The record is from RefSeq and is a predicted model, not a curated record. The transcript has 12 exons. Gene Ontology annotation, biological process: magnesium ion transport. Gene Ontology annotation, cellular component: membrane.
AUUUGAUCCCGUCCGUUUUCUCCCCGUUCCACUCCCUUCUCCCUCCUUUUUUUUUGGCGUGUCGCUCGCUGGACACAGUCUCAUCAACAACAACAUUACUAUCAUCAUCAGCACAGUAUACCGUUUCGGAUCUCGAUAGACAGCAUCGCAGCGGCUUGGAGAAGCGUUGAGAUCAGACGGCUGGCACGUCUUCUUGGAUAGACUCCUGCAUUCACCCUAUUGCAUCCCGCUGGAUACUCGGAGGAGUGAGGAGCAAGCACCGCAACGGUAUAUGGACAGGAAACAUGGUCGAAGAUAAAUACAUUGGAUUGACACUCGCUCUGUCCGGGACAUUCCUUAUAGGGUCGAGCUUCAUCAUCACAAAAAAGGGUCUGAACGACGCUGCGAAACGCACAUCUUAUCCGCAUUCUCAUCAACGUUCAAAUGGGCCCAAGGGCGCAUGUGAGCUAGUCGCUGUGACUCUUUGCGUAGCUCAUUCUCAUUCAGCUGAGGAUCUCGCGUACCUGCGUAAUCCGAUAUGGUGGGCUGGAAUGAUCACUAUGGUCGUUGGAGAGCUUGCCAACUUUGCUGCAUACACUUUCGCACCCGCUAUCCUGGUGACUCCAUUAGGAGCCAUGAGUGUCAUUAUAGGGGCUAUUCUAGCAUCAUUCAUUCUAGACGAGAAGCUCGGCAGAUUAGGAGUUUGCGGCUGUGCUUGCUGUAUCAUCGGCUCAGUCGUCAUAGUGCUCCACGCACCCUCCGAUCCAGAGGUCGAGACCGUGGAUGAGAUCCUGGCAUAUGCUUCUCAAACUUCCUUCCUCCUCUAUAUCACAUUCGUCACCAUCUUUUCGACCUACAUGAUCUUCAAAGUGGCCCCGAUACACGGCACAAAGAACCCGAUGGUCUACCUGUCAAUCUGCUCUUUGGUCGGCAGUGUCUCCAUCAUGGCUAUCAAGGGACUUGGUGUAGCCCUCAAGCUCACUUUUGCGGGAAAUAAUCAACUGACGCAUAUGAGUACCUAUGUAUUUGGAGUGGUGGUCGUCGGGUCUAUCCUGGUGCAGAUGAACUACUUCAACAAGGCUCUAGAUACCUUUUCAACCAAUGUCGUCAACCCGAUAUAUUACGUCUUCUUCACGACAGCUACUAUUGUAGCCUCCGCCAUCAUGUUCUCUGGCUUCAAUACCUCUGGAGGCGUUAAUACAGUCUCGCUGAUCUGCGGAUUUCUCAUCAUCUUCAUGGGUGUCUACCUGCUCAACCUGUCUAGAGAGCCUGAAGCGCCACAUCACUCGAGCUUGGAGACUGGAUUUAUGAACCCCCGUAUGUCCAUGUCAGGUCGGUUAUCUAUGGAGUCCAAUGGGCACAACAAUUGGAACUACGCUUCAGUCCCUAACAAUUAUGCCCCUGGCGGCGUCCUGCAGUCCCCGACUCACGGACGCAGAUCCAACAUUUACAGAGCCCAGAAUGCCACUUUGUUUUCCGCCUUUGAAGAGGACGGCGUCGCUCUCUCAGACUUACCGGAAGAAGAUGAGAGUGGAGAUGAAGAACGGACGAUCGGUAGGAAUAGCGCAUCUGUAGGCCGAGAUGGAUCGAGCAGGAGUCUGGUCGGGAGCAGACCGAGUGGGAAUGGAGGGGUUGCGGGCGGCACGACAAAUGGAAGGACGAGAGAGGGUGAAGUUGGAGGUGGGACACAUGCCUCUUAUGGGAUUGAGAAUAGAUGAGAUCCCGGGGCGAUCGGAUGAGUCUCAUUUUGGCCAAAGGGAUCUCAAAGAGGAAGCAUCUACUCUCAUCAACGGACGAGCAUUCAUCCAUCUCAUCGAGUUCAACAUUCAUUUUCUCCUCUCUGUGUCGCAUCUCACCUUCUCCAACAUUGGUGUAUGCAUAUCUUGUACGCUAGUCGGGAAACAAUGCGCGGAAGGUACCAAAAAGGAUUCGC